AUGCCAAUCUCAGGCGACAGUUACACCUUCGCAGCAAUUCGCCAAGGGUUCGCCAAAGUCGCCAACCCGAGCAGCUGUCGCGAGCUGCGUAUCCCUUCCCCGUCUCUUCGCUCUUCUCGUCGUUCUAGGAACUGCCGAUCCAACGGCCGCAACGACACGAGGUUCGAGCGAUACGCGUGGCGACAGGGGGUGGAGCGGAGUGGGGAAGGCCGGGAGGGCUGGGGGGGAGUGGAGGAAGGGGAGGAGACGGAGGGGAAGGAGCGAUCGUGGUGUGAGGCGUUGCGGGGCGUGCGGCAUGGGAGCGGGGUUGGAUCUGCCACACCCGUGACACCCAAUGGGAUGAUGACACGUGUGGCGUACAUAGGGGACAGCAUGAUGCGCAACAUGUUUGAGAGCAUGGCGUGCAUGCUGCAUGCCCACCCCCGCUGUGGCGGCAAUCCCGAGGUGGUGCGCGCGAAUGUGGUGGAGCGGAUCAUCCGAUGGGACACCUGCAACGUUACCCUCGCUAACCUCAGGAGCAACUUCCUCACGGAAAUCUCCUUCAAGGACCCAACGGACGAGUUCAAAGGCGCAACCCUGUACCUCUCUCGCCCUGACAAGCGGUGGAAGCAGCGGGUGAAGAACUAUGAUGUUUUUGUCAUCAACUCAG
This is a messenger RNA of Closterium sp. Naga37s-1, 649 nucleotides long. The record is from the annotation of a GenBank genome assembly. Lineage: Eukaryota; Viridiplantae; Streptophyta; Zygnematophyceae; Desmidiales; Closteriaceae.